CAAAACAAACUGUUUGUUUUGUUGCAUUCUGUCCGCUCUUGCUUGGUGGCGUAGUUUUUUUUAUCGGAGAAAAUUGUGAUUUAUUCCGUUAUUCAUAUCACUGCGGACAAAAAGAUGAAUUUCGAAGUGUCAUCUCGCUUUGAGCAGGAGGACUUCUGCCGGUUGUGCAUGUGCAGCGUUUACGAGCUGCACGCGCUUUUCCCGACAGAAGCUCCUGAGGACAAUUCGAUGCUCCUCACCAAGAUCUGUUUGCUGGCGGAAAUCAUUAUUGUCCCAAUGGAAGAGCUGAACUCCCACAUUUGCUCCCGGUGCCUACAUCAGCUGGAAGACUUUGAUUCCUUCCGACAGCGUUGCAAAGAUAGCGACGAACAGAUUCGGCAGAUUCGAGCUUCCCGCCAAAAUCAAGCGUACCAAUCGGCGGGAAUCGUUCAAGUGACUGAGGAUUCUUGCCUUGAUGUCCAAGAUGAAGUAAGUGUCGACACAGCCAGUCCUGAGUUUGGUGGUAGUUUUGAUUCAAUGGAAUACUGCGCAGAUCUAGCCGUUCCGGGGGAGUAUCGAUUGCUAUUCGAUGGAUGCGUUUAUAGAAGGGAAAGUUUACUGGUAUGGCGAUGUGAAGUGGCCUUCUGUCCGUGUCAGCUGCUAGUGCAGCAGGACUACGGCAAGUUCUGGAUCUACGACACGCAUAAUCAUGACCAAAUACCUCUCAAUAGAGAAGAUCGGAAAUUUGAAAAAAUGAAUCGAAGCAUUUAUGAUUUUUUGACCAAAUUACGUGAUCAAGUUGUACGAACAAAUGAGCAAGGAUCGGCAGUAUGGGGAUCGUCAAACGGACAACAGCUGGAUGCAGCCAACAUUCUAUAUUACACUGAACGAGAUCGACCUAUAAUUCUUAUGAAUGGUCAAUGGUACUACAAGGAAGCAACUACGAACAUAUCCAAGCCAUCACAAAUCCACUGGCGGUGCAGCGAGAAAAACUGUCUGGGAUUGGUUACAACUGCGAGUGAUCUCCGCGGUUCCAGGAUGCUCAAGAGCCAUAACCAUGCACUGAAAUCGGAUCGCAACUUCGUGCGAGUAGCUGAUUUGGCUUUGAUGAGCCGGAUUCCGGAUUCCGUCUCUACGGCGCUAAAACCUAUUAUCAUAGCAGAUAUGCAAGAGCCCAAACCUCCACAGCUAUCUGUCGCUCCGAAUAAUUCUACGUUGCAACAGAAGACUGGACUAAAUUGGAUGGAUUCAAAGGGAUCCUGUCCAACUCAACCACCACCAAUUUUACACAAAGCUUUGUUGAACCUUCAAUCCACUCCAACAUGUGAUUCUCCACAAGACGACGCUUCAUCGAUGGUAACAUCUACCAAAAGUGCUAAACAACCGAAGAAAGAAUCAAGAAAACAUAAGGCCAAACCGCUCAAAGCAAACAACAAGAAACCGAAAAUGACUGCUACAAUAUCGGUCAAUCCGACACCGUCUUCCAGUGCAAAGGCUUCGUCCAGUUCUGCCAUGGUUUUCUACAGCAACCAUACCGAUACCUACUAUAUGCGAUACCGACAACGUUUCUACUUCAAAGACGUUUCCCGAACUGAAAACACGCCUGGAUUGGGCGUCCUUUGGCGAUGCAUUAUCAAGAGUUGUCCCGCAACAAUAACGGUUUUCGCUAACAAGGCACAUUCUUCCGGUUCGAGCCACAACCAUGAUCUAGUCAGAGGCAAUGUGGAACGCCUCACACUGGUAACGUCAUCGGAAGCAUUGCAGAACCUUCCCGUCGUUCCGGACAUUGAGUUCUAUCGGUGUCCCACGACCUAUGGCCUUUGUCUACUGUACAACAAAUUCUCCUACAGUUUACAUCUGAGACAUUUACCCUCUGCCUUCUUUAUUUGGCAGUGUAAGACUGCCAACUGUUCCGGUUGUAUCCAUAGUGGUAUUGAAUUAGAGUAUCUGGUAUCAAAAGCCAUACACAACCAUGACGCACCUUCGGAGCAAACCGUUGAUGCUGAGCAUCGCAUAACGGUCCAGGAUGCCCUUCAGAUACUGAGUGAUCUCCAAAAUAGGUCUCAAAACUCCUCUAUUGCAUUGCUGAGCGACAAUGCUUCGUCAAGUGUAGCGACUGAGACCUAACGAGCUCCCGAAGCAAACUUCUCGCCCUUGUCGAUUUGUUAGUCCAUUGGAAUCACAUUUCAUCGUCAUCGAUAAGGUUCUAUUAACUAUGAUCAGUAAGAAGCCUUGACAAGUUCAGUUGAAUUAUCUUUAAGUUCAUAUAUUAAAGUUAUAAAAUAUUUAUUCUAAGACAAAGGAGCUUUCAAUAAACUACGUUAUCUCUUGAAAGAUAAAAUUGACAAUGCAAACAUA
This is a messenger RNA of Aedes aegypti (yellow fever mosquito), 2337 nucleotides long. RefSeq lists its product as uncharacterized. The record is from RefSeq and is a predicted model, not a curated record. The transcript has 4 exons. The coding region runs from base 115 to 2106 and encodes 663 amino acids. Gene Ontology annotation, cellular component: nucleus. Lineage: Eukaryota; Metazoa; Arthropoda; Insecta; Diptera; Culicidae. Gene Ontology annotation, molecular function: zinc ion binding.